AUGGAGGCGCGGCACCUCCUCGCCUUGCUGCCGGCAAGGAAACACCUCCCUCCCCCCAGUCUCUCUUGGGAUGGAGCCGGACCAACCCUUCGGUGGCAGGAGAGCCACCUCCCACCCCUCCUCUGCCAUGCCCGGGGGCUGCUGCCGCUGCCCACAGGUGCGGCUCGGAGCCGGGGCGGCGGCGGGCGGGCGGUGCGUGUUCGGGGGGUGUCAGCGGGGCAGCGAUCCUGCGCGGAACGCGGCGGCCGUCCCCCGGGGAGCGGUGUGGAGGGACGGCGCCUGCUCCUGAGUCAGCAGCGGGAGGAGGCGGGCGGCACUCCGCCGCCCUCCCCGGCCCCGCCGAGCGCCCCGGCCCCGCUCCCAGCUGCCGGUGCUGAGCGCCCGCGGGAGGAAGGGGGCGGCGGGGCCGUGCCGGCUCCUGCCCUCCUUCGCCGCCAGAUCUCCUUAUGGUUUGCUCAGGUUUCUCCAGAAGCAUCAACCCACACCUGCAAAUGGUACCUCUGCUGCAUAAGGAUGCCUCAAAAUAUUUUUUUGGUCAAGCAUCCAUUUAGGAUCCUCAGGGUGGGGGGGAGCGGUGAGUUUGGCUAA
Empidonax traillii (willow flycatcher) is the source of this 588-nucleotide messenger RNA. RefSeq names its product skin secretory protein xP2-like. NCBI's taxonomy places the organism in Eukaryota, Metazoa, Chordata, Aves, Passeriformes, Tyrannidae. The transcript is spliced from 3 exons. The coding region runs from base 1 to 588 and encodes 195 amino acids. The record is from RefSeq and is a predicted model, not a curated record.